CUUCAUCGUCAUUCAUCAUUCAUCAUGGACUCAUCGAUGCUUUGUUUAUCUAAACAUAACCUCCACGUCUCCACAACCGCCAAGUGAACGUCAACACAACAAUGCCCAGAUUUUCAUGGAUUUCUGAUAGAUAAGUGCUUAAAAAUCUAUUUUUGCCAGUGAUUUACACUUCCCAGGAUGUUGUCCCUCAGUGUCGAUCUCUAAAAAUCCAGUACAAUGAUCCUUGUCAUUUUCCUGACUGUAACCUGCUUCAAGUUGCUGUUGAUGCCCUCUUAUUUGUCCACAGAUUUUGAGGUUCAUCGAAACUGGCUCGCAAUCACUCACUCUCUUCCACUGAAGGAGUGGUACCAUGCCAAUCACUCAGAAUGGACGCUCGACUAUCCUCCAUUAUUUGCAUGGUUCGAGUAUGGGUUGUCCCAAGGGGCAAAGCACUUUGAUGAGCAAAUGUUGAAUGUGACCAAUCUCAACUAUAAGUCUGGGGCCACUGUUGUUUAUCAAAGACUGACUGUGAUCUUCAUGGACAUUGUUCUAGCCAUAGGAGUUAAAGAAAUUGGAUCAUAUCUCAACUCUAAUAGACUGAAAAAAAGUAGCAAGUGGGGUUCACAAUGGUGCUCACCUGUCGCAGUCCUUAAUUUUUUAAUGCUCAUCAAUGCUGGACUUUUAUUUGUAGACCACAUCCAUUUUCAAUAUAAUGGAUUCUUAUUUGGAAUUUUGCUUGUAUCUAUCACAAGAAUAUUACAGGGGCGAAUUCCAGAAGGUGCAUUUUGGUUUGCUGUACUAUUAAACUUGAAGCACAUCUUCAUGUACAUUGCUCCAACUUACUUUAUCUAUCUCUUGAGGAAUUACUGUAUAUCAGGGAAAUCUUUGCAGUUAUCGCGGCUCAUGUGCCUCGGUAUUAUUGUGAUAGCUGUGUUUAGCGUUUCGUUUGGACCCUUUAUACUACUAGGACAGCUUUCUCAAGUGCUUUCAAGAUUAUUCCCUUUCAAGAGAGGCUUGUGUCAUGCAUACUGGGCACCCAACUUUUGGGCUCUUUACAAUCUAGCAGAUAAAAUUUUAUAUUUUGCAGGUAGGAAAUUAAAUUUACUUGACAGCACAGCCAGUCCGAGUGCAUCAAUGACUGGUGGGUUAGUUCAAGAAUAUAGUCAUGCUGUUUUACCGAACGUGUCGCCUCUAAUCACUUUCAUCUUAACUGUUUUAGCUAGCUUUCCGAAUUUAAUGAAAUUAUGGGUGAGUCCUGGGAAUCCUCUACACUUUGUGCGAUCUCUAAUUUUAUGUGCUUUCACUUCUUUCAUGUUUGGCUGGCAUGUUCAUGAGAAAGCUAUUCUAAUGGUCAUCGUACCCAUGACAUUGAUGUCUAUAGUUUGGAAGAAGGAAGCAUCUCUGUUUCUUCUUACAUCAACAGUCGGCUACUAUUCUUUAUUGCCCCUACUAUUCGAACCAUUUGAACUGCCGAUCAAAGUCAUCAUUCUAGUCACUAAUUUAAUAUACAGCUACGCCAACCUCUCCCAGCUGUUUCACAUGCAGCGCAGCGUUCUCUGUCUCCCCCUUCUCACUAAGCUAGAGUCUAUAUACAUAUUCGGGCUAGUGCCACUCUUUUUAUAUGAAUCAGUCUUUCAUCCGAUAUUGAAACUUGACCAAUCAUAUCCGUUCCUACCUCUUCUGUUAACCUCCGUUUAUUGCUCAUUAGGCUUGAUGUAUUGUUGGAUAAAUUACUAUAGGCACUUUUUGCUCAUUCAAAAAGUUAACUACAAGAAAAAAGCUCACUAACUCGGUAGACUGACAAAUACAAUCGAACUGCUCAGAUCUGUGCCUGAGCAAUGCUCUAACUUCACAGAACCUCAUGUGCUAAAUCUAAUUGAGGUAUUCAGUAAAGAGUGCCAGUCAUACGUAUGCUUCAUACAUUGUUACAGUCUUGAUUCCUAUUGCAUCUUUGCCUCUUGCAAAAACUUUCAAAAAUAUUUUUGGCUCCUAAAAUUUGGGGUGAAGCCAGAACUCUGCUCCUGAGUGAAAUCAAACUGUGCAGGUAGCCACGUGGAUCAAAAUUGCCCCGAAAACUUAAUUCUUCAAGAUUCAUUCUUUAUAUUUACUCCUCAAAUUGCAGAAGUUUGCCGUGCAAAAGAGCCUGUAAUUUAUGUGAACGUGCAUAGUGUUUUUUUCUGUUGAAGUCUCCUGAGGAAGAGAGUACAUUGCAGGUUGAAAUGCGUAGGAAUAUUUCCACUAGGCUCUCAACUUGAUUUCCAAAUAGCUAUUUACAGUACCAGUGGCUCGUCCCGUGAGGAUGCCAAGGAAGUACUGCUUUCUUAAAUCUAGGAGAAACAAAUUAUUUUUAUAUUCUUAAUACUUAAAAAUAUUUUUACAUUUCAACAAAAAAAGAUGGAGCAUUUUGAAAAAUUUUUAGGAUCAACUAAUGUGUUUUUUCUUUUGGCGUAAUGCACUGCAAAGCAAGUAAUGAGUGUAAAUUACCAACCACUCUUUUUCACACAGGAAGCUAUCUUGUCAGUGUUUUAUUUUUUUGACCAUCAUACCGUAUCGUUUCGAAAUGAGCAUUUUUACUAAUUGAAUUGUCUUUUUUUGUACUUUUUCAAAAGAAAUAUUGACCUUUGUCUUUCUAUUCUCUCAAAGUCACAGAGCUCAAAUUUUUCUCCAACAUGGUAGGAUUUUAAAAAUUUGUUGAUCGAUCAUGGCAAUAUUUACCAAAUAAACGAUCUUCCAAGUUCGUUUCUUUGCAAUAACUUACCCCAGACAUAUGCCCACUAUGCAAAAUAAUGGGAUAGUUCUUGUACUGACUCCUGGAGCUCUUAUUGUUGUCUUUGAAAAUGACAUCUUAGAGUCGAGUGAGAGUGUGCAUUUUAUUAGUCAAAUUCAAGAUCACAAGUCUGAGGUUGUGAUAGCAUGUUGCUGUCCACAUUGGGCUCAUGGGCUUGACACCAAGGUUUUCCGCUUGCGCGGUGUCAGGCUUACGAGACUUGCGCCAGCAAACUAACAGCGACUACUUGCAGGCUGUGAUUCAAGAUUUUUUUGACCCUAGUUUUAGUCUGUUUUUGAUUGCUCUCAAAAGUUUGCCCUUUUUAAUGUGUUUUUCCAGCGCCACUAGAACAUGUACGCAAUUCAGGGAAAACUAGGAAAUGUCAGGGAACUGUAAAAAACGAGGGCACCCUAGGAAAUGACGAAAUCAACAAGGAAAAAAUAGUCAAAUCACUUCCAUUUGCCUUCUUGAAUGUGUUUCAAAGAACAAAUUUUUCAUAGAAAACUACUUGAAAUUGUAUCUUUUCUAGCACCCUGCGUGCCCUCAAAUGGCGAGGAAUUUUACCAAAAUGUGUCCCGGAAAUGUCAAUCCGGAGAUUUUAUUAUCUAAAUUCUGUGGCAACCCUGAAUACAACGUUGGCAUACCUGGUGCCGAACAAAUAUUACAUUGAUGAAUUAAUAAAUUCUAAAGCUACACAGCACCGUUAUCUGAGGAAGUUGUUGAUGUAUUUCAUUCUGUUUUGGGAACUCAAUCUAAAAAAAAUAGGACAAUCAUCCAUGAACAACACCUUAACAUUCUUUUAAAAUUUGCUAUUGGUUUUUUUCAAAAGAAGACCCAGUUUAAUCUCAUCCUCCAGUCAGGAUGACCCAUUAUAACAAUUCUGAUUGAUGGGUACUUGAACUCAAGUUGUAUCUUAUCAUGUCAUGUUAUUUGACAUAUUCCCAGUUUUGAUGUCAAAGUACAAGUUGCACCGGACCAGUGUCCUAAUUUUAGAUCAUUGAAUCCACCUCUUAAGUUCAUGAAAUUUCUUUUUUAUGAAACUUUGAAAUCAUUGAAGCAGUAAGCUCAAUCAUCGCUGAAGUAACAUAAAUGCCUCAUAGUUGCUCAGAUUGAAGGAGUUUAACAAGCUUCUGUGAUUUAUGAUGUUGCUCAGACCUUGCAUUUUAUGUUGUAUUUCUAAUAAAUUGGAUUACCCAGAGAGAGUCCAAUAAGUCCUCGGCACUUUACAGAGGUUCAAUUACACGAUGUGUAAUGUAUUUAAAUUCUGAUGUGUUUAUCAUUGUAAAAUAAUCAGCUGUUGAUGUUUUUGAAAAUAUUGGAGGCAACUAAUGUUUAUUUUUUCUCUUUCUCUUAAAUUUUUUGAUAGGAAAA
Molecule: messenger RNA, 4117 nt
Organism: Bemisia tabaci
Lineage: Eukaryota; Metazoa; Arthropoda; Insecta; Hemiptera; Aleyrodidae
Gene: xit
Product: ALG6/ALG8 family glucosyltransferase xit
Biological process (GO): protein N-linked glycosylation; dolichol-linked oligosaccharide biosynthetic process
Cellular component (GO): endoplasmic reticulum membrane
Molecular function (GO): dolichyl pyrophosphate Glc1Man9GlcNAc2 alpha-1,3-glucosyltransferase activity
Source: RefSeq, a predicted model, not a curated record